Molecule: messenger RNA, 1229 nt
Organism: Musa acuminata subsp. malaccensis (wild Malaysian banana)
Lineage: Eukaryota; Viridiplantae; Streptophyta; Magnoliopsida; Zingiberales; Musaceae
Product: AP2-like ethylene-responsive transcription factor At1g79700
Biological process (GO): regulation of DNA-templated transcription
Molecular function (GO): DNA binding; DNA-binding transcription factor activity
Source: RefSeq, a predicted model, not a curated record
UCCUUUCCAAGACCCUCUCUUCCUCUCCUCCACACAUCACUCUCGCUCCUCCCCAUGGGUGUCACUGCGAUGGGCAAGAACCAAAAGAAAGACACCAGUAGUAGCAGCAGCAGUCACAGCAAUGGCAGUGACGGUGUGAAGGUGAAGAGAACCAAGAGAAGUGCUGCAAGGGAUUCAUCUCGUUCGCAGCGUAGCUCAGUUUACCGUGGCGUCACGAGGCAUCGGUGGACGGGACGAUUCGAGGCUCAUUUGUGGGAUAAGAACAGCUGGAAUAAAUCCCAGAACAAGAAAGGGAAACAAGUUUAUCUUGGAGCUUAUGGUGAUGAGGAAGCAGCAGCUCGUGCGUAUGACUUGGCAGCCUUGAAGUAUUGGGGCCAUAACACCAUCCUCAACUUUCCAAUAUCAACAUACCAAGAAGAGCUGGAGAAGAUGGAAGGCCAGUCCAAGGAGGAAUACAUUGGAUCAUUGAGGAGGAAAAGCAGUGGGUUCUCAAGAGGCGUCUCCAGAUAUAGAGGUGUUGCAAGGCAUCAUCACAGUGGGAAAUGGGAAGCUCGGCUUGGCCGCGUGUUUGGCAACAAGUAUCUCUACCUUGGAACAUAUGCGACGCAGGAGGAGGCAGCGGCUGCGUACGACAUGGCGGCCAUCGAGCACCGCGGCCUUAGCGCCGUCACCAACUUCGAUCUCAGCCGGUACGUGGAGUGGCUUCGCCCGAGCACCGACGCCCAUGCUGCUGCCUUCCAGUCCCACCAGGUUGCCGAUACAAGACCCGAGGGAGCAAUGACUGCAUCGCCUGCGCUUGGCCUGUUACUGCAGUCAUCGUCAAAGUCGGAGAGGAGGUCACCAGAACGUAAAUCACCGCCACAACCACCGCCACCGUACCUGAGUAGUAGUAGGCCCUCCAAGUGCAGCUUCCCGGAGGACAUACAGACAUACUUCGAGUGCCAGGACAGUGAAUUCUACCUUGAGGGAGAAGACUCCAACUUUUGGGGCAGUACCACAUUCAUUGACCUGUGAUCACGCACGGCCAUCCCAUAUGAGCAAUGAACACAGGCAUGUUCCUUGCCCAUGCGGUAUUGGAAGCACAAGAUGGUGAAAGAACACUCUUCGUUACUGUUUUCAUGUGUGUUGACAUGGACACCAAUAUGAUCUGAAUAAUAGAACAUGGUGGCUUCCAAUCAAUGCCAUCAAUGUUCGGACUGUUUCUGAUCCCAAGUAUUUUGUAUGUAUCU